Messenger RNA from Scleropages formosus (Asian bonytongue), 2596 nucleotides. RefSeq names its product calpain-2 catalytic subunit-like. The transcript is spliced from 21 exons. The record is from RefSeq and is a predicted model, not a curated record. The coding region runs from base 296 to 2392 and encodes 698 amino acids. Gene Ontology annotation, molecular function: calcium ion binding; calcium-dependent cysteine-type endopeptidase activity. Gene Ontology annotation, cellular component: cytoplasm. NCBI's taxonomy places the organism in Eukaryota, Metazoa, Chordata, Actinopteri, Osteoglossiformes, Osteoglossidae. Gene Ontology annotation, biological process: proteolysis.
UUUCGUGGCGCUCUACAGCAACCGAGCUGCGCGUAAAGUAAGUGCGCACGCAACGCGUGUGUGUCCGUCGCGCGUGCAAACUCGAGCGCGCGAGCCCCUCUCCGCACUCCGUCUUUCUGGGCAGAAACGAGACCACGCCUGAAAAAUGAUGGGCGGAGAAAGAAUGUGACUUUUGCUGGAGGAGGAGGAGGAGAAGAAGCGGCGCGAGAGGCGUCGGACGGGGCAACUUGUUGCUUGUGCUGCUGUGUGGGGACGCACUCAUCUGAUAUCACCAUCAGUCACCAUCUUCAUCACCAUGUCUGGAGUGGCUUCGACUCUGGCCAAGCAGAGGGCUAAGGCCGCCGGCUUCGGCACCAACGCCAACGCGGUGCGCUACCUGAACCAGGACUUCGAGGCGCUGCGCUCCCAGUGCCUGAGCAGGGGGGCGCUCUUCUGCGACCCCACCUUCUCAGCCGCUCCGGAGGCCCUGGGCUUCAGGGAACUGGGUCCGAGCUCGUCCAAGACGCGGGGGGUGCAGUGGAAAAGACCUGGGGAGUUAACCUCCAAUCCCCAGUUCAUCAUUGGAGGCGCCACCAGAACGGAUAUCUGCCAAGGAGCUCUCGGUGACUGCUGGCUCCUGGCCGCUAUUGCUUCGCUCACCCUGAACGAAGAUGUGCUGGCGAGGGUGGUGCCCUCCGGACAGAGCUUCGGUGACGGCUACGCCGGCAUCUUCCACUUCCAGUUCUGGCAGUUCGGGGAGUGGGUGGAUGUGGUGAUCGACGACCGGCUCCCCACCAGGGACGGAGAGCUGCUGUUCGUCCACUCGGCCGAGGGCACCGAGUUCUGGAGCGCCUUGCUGGAGAAGGCCUAUGCCAAGGUGAACGGCUGCUACGAGGCUCUGUCGGGUGGCUCCACCACCGAGGGCUUCGAGGACUUCACCGGCGGCAUCGCAGAGAACUAUGAGCUGAGGAAAGCCCCCUCCAACAUGUUCCAGAUCAUCCAGAAUGCCCUGGAAUGCGGCGCUCUGCUGGGCUGCUCCAUCGACAUUACCAGCGCUGCGGACUCGGAGGCCAUAACCUACCAGAAGCUGGUCAAGGGCCACGCCUAUUCCCUCACAGGGGCUAUAGAGGUGACCUACCGUGGCCGUUUGGAGAAGCUGGUGAGAGUGCGUAACCCCUGGGGGCAGGUGGAGUGGACCGGGGCCUGGAGCGACAACUCUUCCGAGUGGAAUGCAGUUGACCCCUCAGAGCGCCAGAAUGUGAAAGCGGAUGAUGGAGAAUUUUGGAUGUCGUUCGGCGACUUCCAGAGGCAGUACUCCCGCAUUGAGAUCUGCACCCUGACUCCGGACACACUGACCAGUGACAACUACAAGCGCUGGAGCGUGACCAAAUUCGAUGGCAGCUGGAGGAGAGGCUCCACAGCAGGGGGGUGCAGGAACCACCCCUACACGUUCUGGAUGAAUCCGCAGUUCCGGAUCAAGUUGGAGGAGGACGACGACGACCCGGCCGACAAGGAAGUCGGCUGCAGCUUCGUGGUGGGCCUCAUCCAAAAGAACCGGCGUCAGAUGCGGAAGAUGGGAGAGGACAUGCACACCAUCGGCUUUGCCAUCUACGAGGUUCCUCCGCAGUUCCGUGGCCAGACAGAGGUCCACCUGGACAAGAACUACUUCCUGACCCAUGCACAAACAGCCCGUUCAGAGACCUUCAUCAACCAACGGGAGGUCAGCACACGCUUUAAGCUACCCCCCGGGGAGUACCUGAUCGUACCCUCCACCUUCGAGCCCAACAAAAAUGGGGAUUUCUGCCUGCGGGUCUUCUCUGAGAAGCAGUCCGAGGCACAGCCCUGCGAAGACCCAAUAGAAGCAAACUUGGAAGAUGAUACCGUAUCUGAGGAUGAGGUGGAAUCGGGAUUCCGGAACAUGUUUGUGAAACUUGCAGGAGCUGACAUGGAAAUCUCUUGCGCAGAACUUCAAACCAUUUUAAAUAAAAUCGUCAGCAAACGUACCGAUAUAAAAACUGAUGGCUUCAGUCUGGAAACCUGCCGAGUCAUGGUCCACCUCAUGGAUGACAGUGGAAACGGGAAGCUUGGACUUGGAGAGUUUGCCACCCUGUGGAAGAAGAUCCAGAAAUAUCUGAUCAUCUACAAGAAGAACGACUUGGAUCAGUCCGGCACCAUGAGUACCCCAGAGAUGCGUUUAGCUCUUAAGGAAGCCGGCUUCACUCUGUGCAACUCGAUUCAUCAGAUCGUGGUGGCGCGCUAUGGCAAUACAGACAUGACCAUUGACUUCGACGACUUUGUUGGAUGCUGCAUUCGCCUGGAGAUGAUGUUCAGAAUCUUCAAGAGAUUAGACAUUGAUAAAAAGAACUGCAUAGAGCUGGACUUCAAUCAGUGGCUGAUGUUUGCUAUGAUCUAGAAGAGCUCCACACGUGUACUCGGCAGAAACUACAAACCAAAAAGACUUCAUUAUAAAAAUGUUUUAAACGGUAUUAUUACAUUGUUUUAGACUGACUUUGAUUUUAAAUGCAAUAAUGAUGGAUGACAGACAAAUUUUACAGGGUUGGAUCUUGUUGACUUUUUUGGUAUGGAAGGAAUUAUAACAAUAAAUGUCAAUGACUAA